Messenger RNA from Lotus japonicus, 1234 nucleotides. RefSeq lists its product as uncharacterized. Bases 655 to 1062 code for a protein of 135 amino acids. The transcript is spliced from 6 exons. The record is from RefSeq and is a predicted model, not a curated record. NCBI's taxonomy places the organism in Eukaryota, Viridiplantae, Streptophyta, Magnoliopsida, Fabales, Fabaceae.
UUUCGCAAAAACCGCCGCAAAAUGAGUAAUUGAGGCGCUUGUUCAGGCGGUUAAGCCAGCCGCCGCAGUUUUUGUGCGAUUUGCGGCGGUUAUUUUCAAUUAUUAGCGGUUUUUUACGCGUUUGCGGCGGUUAAACCUGAGGCGGUUCAACCAGGCGCCGCAGAAUGAUUAAACCAGAAAACCUAAAAUAAACCCCACCUCACUUCACGAUUCCAAAUCGCGAUUUUCAUCUCACCUCACUUCACGAUUCCUUCACUGUUCUCAGCCUCUCUCAGAUCGCAUUCCUUCACUUCACGAUUCCCACUCCAUGGCGAACUCUGAUUGAACCUCUCAGCGAUGGCGAACUCCAUGGCUUGAACCUUUCAGAUCGCGACUCCCACCUCACCUCAUGGAUUGAAGGUUUGUGGUUUGCUUAGGAAUUAGGGCUCAAAUUUCUCUUGUUUUGGCAAAAUCGAGUGGUUUCCUGGGUUUGAUUUCUUCCACUGCGCACGCUCUGCUUCGGAUCCAAACAAGGUGGCAUUUAGGACCAAGGUAUUUCACCCAAAGAUCAACAGUAAUGGCAGUAUAUGCCUUGACAUUCUUAAAGAACAGUGGAGUCCAGCACUAACCAUUUCCAAGGAAAUCGAAACUGGCCGAUCCUAUAGUAGAGCGGAAAUGUACUCCAUUUCACACAAGAAAAGUGAUGGCUCUUUUGUAAAUGAAGAAGCAAAACAAAAGAGUGAUUUAUUGGAGAAGGAACUUGAAAAGAAUUGUUCUGAAGAGGCUGCCUAUGUUAAAGUUUUUGGGAAAGAUCGCCCAAGAUACGUGAGAGGCAUGGGCUUUGGUGUUUGUCCAUCUCAAGUGUUGGAAUCUGGUAGCAGCUCUAGUAGCUCGCAAUUUGCUGGCAUCACAUUGGCUGAAUGGAAUGCCAUGCAAUCAAAAUUUCAAGCUUUAGAGGAACGAAUGAAUUCUUUCAUUCAACAGUUUGGAGGUCAAGGGCCACCUAACCAGUUUGCACAUCCCAAAGUAGUCCCUCAACCUAUGGUUUUCUUGGAUGAUGCAAUCCUUACUUCUAUUCUGUAAGUUUCUUUUUAUGAAUCAUUUGAAUACAUUUGGGUGGAUGAAAGUGCUAGUACAUUUGACAUAUUUCCAAGGUGUUUGUAAGCUAAAUAUGAUGUUAGCAAGUGUGCAUGCUGUUUUAUUUAAAUAGAUCAUUUUAUAAAGAUUAUAAGCUUCAUUUUAUUUAAAGAGGUCA